This is a messenger RNA of Bolinopsis microptera, 1866 nucleotides long. RefSeq lists its product as uncharacterized. The transcript has 11 exons. Bases 5 to 1525 code for a protein of 506 amino acids. The record is from RefSeq and is a predicted model, not a curated record. Lineage: Eukaryota; Metazoa; Ctenophora; Tentaculata; Lobata; Bolinopsidae.
AACAAUGAAGAGCUAUGACAAGUUGACUGUUGAGGGGGUCAGUGCAAGUGGCACACAGACUCCUCACUCUGUUUGGGGGACCGCUGGGACUACGUCUGCAGUUACUUGUACAGUCUUAAACGGUCUUACAUACUCUAACCUCUCCUACAUACAGUGGCAGCUAGACGGUAAGACUAUCAGUGAGGAAGGAGUGACACUCAACAAGGACAACGAGAUAGUGAAGUUCACUCUGGCGGAGAAAGUCAGGACAGCAACGAAUGUUACGUCGAUAAUCUCCUUCACUCAUUCCCAGGCUGCCGUAGGGAGCCUUCAGUGCAAAGCUAUGUACAGUACAGGACAUGCAAUAAAGACACCUAGUAGCAACCUGAAUUUGAUAACACUAACCUUGAACGUUGAGUGGAUUAUGAUAACACCUUCUGACGGGGCUGUGGUUACUUUCUCUACUUGGUCAGAGUACAAACCUUCCACUACCAACGUGGAGUUUGCAACUGGUAUUAGCGAGAUUCAGACAAAAGUGGAAAAUACGACUGUCAAUAGUGAUGGGAUACUGUUCAAAGAAGUUGUUACAUUUUUUAGAUCAGGUUCAGCGACUGCAACAGUAAACGGCAAGGAGGACCUCUCAAAAAAGGAGUAUUUGUACAAAUACACUAUCAAUUCGAGGUUGCCUUCAGAAAUUUCGAUUACCGGAAAAAUCUUUCUAAUAGGACAGACAUUUGUUGACACCGCAACAAAGUGGGCAAUCUCCGGAGCAAGGCUCAAGCUCACUGCUUAUUUCACAGCCUCUAGCACAUCAAGUGUAACCGUUACCUGGCUGCAGCUAAAGGGCGUGAACAGCAACUGGAAAGAUCUCGGAACAGGUGCCGGCUACCAUAACGUCCUCUCAAAGUUAGACGAUCGCAGUGUCAUGUCUGCAACCCUGGUCAUUGAUAAGAUAAAGACAUCCGAUAUUACAGCAUACAAGGCUCGGAUUGAAAUGUUUGGUUUCGAAGUGACGACGGGUUUGAUCACUUUGAAAGCUGUCUCAGCCAAUGUGCCAGCGGUCGAUUCUGACUUUGAGGGCAAAUCUGCAUUCUUUCAUGUAGCGUUGAUAUUUGGACCCGAACCAUUAAGUGUAAUGUUAGUUCAUGAACAGAGUGGUAAAGAAGUGUCGGUGAAUUUACCGAGUAUGUCCUCACGUCCUCUUGAAGUGAACCAUGAGAUGAAGAAAGCAUUUUCCUGUGAUGAUGGGUCCUACUACUUCAAAUUUACGUUCGAGAAUGGCCAACAAUACACAACAAGCAAAGUGAAACUUGCGAUGAAGAGGAGGUGUAGACCCCUCACUAAACCACCAAACACAGUACUUACAAAGGAGAAAGUGGCCGGCUCAAGCGACUACACGUUCAAAGUUACCUGUGCUGAUGAUGAUCCGACCUAUGUGAUAAUGAACGAGGAUAGAACUGAGGCCAGGUGCGAUACCACAACGGGAAGAUGGGAUCACACUGCUCUUACUCCCUGUUGCAGAACCAUCAGCCCAACGGAUGACUAGAUCGACACAAAUUGGGAAAAUAUUAUUCAUUUAUAUUUCAAUAAUGAGCGAUUGUUAAGAAUAAGACUAAAAUAUGAAUAAUCUAUCAAUGUUCCUAAAUCAUGACUGUUGCUUUAACAAUGUUGAAUGUUUUGAUUUCAUUUGAUGAUAGCUGCCUUUUAUUUACUAUUAUUUCAUUUUUUUUGUUUUGUGUUAACUUUAUUCUGACCACAGUUUUUUUUUCCCGUUCUUUUUUCUGUUACCUGAACAGUCUGAAGUUUUGUUUUUUGUAGUUUUCCCUGUGAAGAUUUGACAUUUAUAGAUGUAAAAGUAUUAUAAUUUGCAAAUAAAUUCUUGAAUAA